AAGACAAGCAUGCUGUAAAACUUGCCUUGAGUUUGAUAAGUUCCUGUUACUUCUGUGAAGGUUGACAUGAAUGUAGAGAAUCUCACUGGUUGAGGGGGAUUGUGACGCAGCAUGAUGUUUAUAUACUUACUGUAGAGAGGCUAUACAGUGUGCUGUGUUUCUGGCAAUCUGCUGAAAGAUGUGCUCUCCAGGGUUAACUGUCACAGACGUCUCUUGUCACAGAUGGCAGGCGUGAAAUGAAAUACUAAUACACUGAAUUAAUGUGUCAGAUAGCAUUGGCGUCCUUUUACAUAGGUGCCUGCUCUUCUUUUUUCUAUCCGUUUUUUCUUUCCUCCUUCCCCAAAGUUGUCACUGGGAGCAUUCUGAGUGUGUUGCUGUCUUCCCUAGCCUGCCUGUACAGGGGUGGCUGGUGAAGGAGCACAGCAGUCAGGAGGGAGGCAGUGUGCAGGACUGGGGGAGUUAGUCAGAGAGGGAGGCAGUGUGCAGGUCUGGGGGAGUCCGUCAUAGAGCGAGGCGGCAGGCAGGUCUGGGAGAGUUCACACGGAGCUCAGAGGCAGGGCAGAAGAAGCAUACACACCUCUUGAGGAAGAGAGAAGGGGUGCUGAAGGGCGUAGAAUCCAGUCUAAAUGGCUCUGUUUCUGGAUGGGUCUCAAGGCAUGGGGGCCUUCUACUGUCUGAUCCGGAGGAGGUUCAAAAGGCGGCGGAAGAAACGGUCGGAACGUAAAGGUGUCAACGGCAAAGCAAUGACAGAAGCUGACUAUCACUGUCUGCAGAACGAAAGAGCCUCUGUACGUCAGGCCAGAAGUCAGCAGAAAUACUUUGCCAUGGAUGUAGAUGAGGAAGAAAAUAUGAGUUCGUGCAGCACCGACGUAAAGGAAAACCGCAACCUGGACAACGUCUCCUCCAAGGAGGCCGCUGGUGAGGCGGCCCAGCUCCCCAACGGAGGAGGUAGCAGCAGGAAGCGCCCUCUGGAGGAAGGCAAUAAUGGCCAUGCGCAUUCCAAGUUCCGUCCUAAGAAGCGAAAGAAAACGCCAGGGCCUGUUCUGCCCAAAAAUGCUCUUAUGCAGCUCAAUGAAAUCAAGCCGGGACUUCAGUACAAGCUGCUUUCACAGACUGGGCCAGUCCACGCGCCCGUGUUUGUCAUGACCGUAGAAGUUAACGGGCAGCUGUUUGAGGGCUCUGGGCCCACUAAAAAGAAGGCUAAGCUCAACGCAGCUGAGAAAGCUCUGAGAUCAUUUGUGCAAUUUCCCAAUGCUUCGGAAGCUCACAUGGCCAUGGGUCGUACCCUGACAGUCAACACUGAUUUCACCUCUGACCAGGCUGACUUUCCCGAUAUGCUCUUUAACGGGUUCGAGACACCUUCGCAGCCGGAGGAGUCCUGUUACUUGGGCUCUAACGGGAAUGGCUCUUUCAGUUCUUUGGGAGAAUACCCCCUCCCUUCCUCAGGGGGAGCCAACAGCCUGAGUCAGUCCCCACUGCCCGCCCCCACCACGUACACCUCCUCCUCCAGCGGGAAGAACCCCGUUAUGAUCCUGAACGAGCUGCGCCCUGGCCUGAAGUAUGACUUUGUGUCGGAGAGUGGGGAGAGCCAUGCCAAGAACUUUGUCAUGUCAGUGACAGUAGAUGGGCAGACGUUUGAAGGUUCUGGGCGGAACAAGAAGCUGGCCAAGGCCCGUGCUGCCCAGGCUGCCCUCUCCAGCUUGUUCAACAUGCAGCUUGAUCAGACACCCUCCCGACAGCCCAUCCCCAGAGAAGGCCUGCAGCUUCACUUGCCCCAGGUUCUAGCAGAUGCCGUUUCCCGACUUGUGGUGGAUAAGUUCAGUGAGCUGACCGACAAUUUCACAUCUCCUCAUGCGCGCAGGAAAGUCUUGGCAGGGGUUGUCAUGACAACAGGCACUGAUGUAAAGGAUGCCCAGGUGAUUUGCGUUUCCACAGGGACCAAAUGUAUAAACGGGGAGUAUAUGAGUGACCGUGGCUUAGCUCUCAAUGACUGCCAUGCUGAAAUUGUUGCCAGAAGAUCCCUCAUCAGGUACUUCUACACCCAGCUUGAAUACUUUCUGAGCAGCAACAAAGAGGAGCACCAGAAAUCAAUAUUCGUCAGGUGUGAGAAGAAUGGCUACAAACUGAAAGAGAAUGUGCAGUUCCACCUUUAUAUCAGCACUUCACCAUGCGGCGAUGCAAGGAUUUUCUCCCCUCAUGAAGCUGGAGUGGAGGAUCAAGGUGACAGGCACCCUAACAGGAAAGCACGAGGGCAGCUGAGGACGAAGAUUGAGUCCGGGGAGGGAACUAUCCCGGUGAGGACCAGCAACACCAUCCAGACCUGGGAUGGAGUGCUUCAGGGCGAGAGGCUGCUAACCAUGUCCUGCAGUGACAAGAUAGCCAGGUGGAAUGUGGUGGGAAUCCAGGGAUCUCUAAUGAGCUACUUCACAGAACCUGUUUACUUCUCAAGCAUCAUCCUGGGCAGCCUGUACCAUGCAGACCACCUAUCCCGGGCCAUGUAUCAGAGAAUAGCUGACAUUGAGGACCUACCACAGCAGUUCACUCUCAACAGACCUCUGCUGAGCGGUAUUAGUAAUGCAGAAGCACGGCAGCCAGGGAAGGCUCCUAACUUCAGUGUGAACUGGGCGGUGGGAGACCAGUCUCUGGAGGUCAUUAACGCAACCACUGGGAAGGACGACAUGGGCCGGCCAUCACGCCUUUGCAAGCACACCCUCUACAGCCGCUGGAUGCGAUUGUAUUCGAAGCUUUCAUCAACUCUGCGAAUUAAAGUAUCCAAGCCCUCUUCAUACCAUGAAGCCAAACAAGCUGCUAUAGAGUACCACUCUGCAAAGCAAGCUCUCAUCAAGGCAUUUCAGAAGGCAGGGCUAGGGGCUUGGGUGAAAAAACCCAUAGAACAGGACCAGUUCUCUCUCAGCCCCUGAUUGGACCAGCAAGAGAGGAAGGAAUGGAUGGUGGAAAAAAUACCAGCUGCUGAGACUUUAUGUUCUGUUUGCCUGUGAUAAGACUUUCUCUGUUGCUUUCCUAUCCUCUCUACCCUUUUAAUUUUUUUUAUGGUGUCUCGUGUUUCUUUAGUUUUGUUUUAACUUUAUGGUUGUUAUAAUUGCAUCUGCGUAACAUAAAGUCUUGCCCUUUUUAAACUGGAAACAUUUUUUUUUAUUUUAGAAAACGAACAGUAACAUUUUAUAAUUAAGAAGUUAAAAAGAGAAAAAAAAAAGAAAAAAGAGCCAGCUGUCUAGAUGAAUUUGCCUAAAGAGCACGUUUAUGCCAAAUAGUAGUAGAGCUUGAAUUAAUUUGACCUCUCAGUUGUGUGUGGAGCUAGGGUAGUGGGUUUUGCUAUCCUUUUUUAUGUUUACCUCUAAUCUAAGAGAACAUCUCAUUCUGAGCACUGCUGUUUUUCCACACUUAAGCAGAGCUAAUAUGAGUUUCAGUCUUCAACACAGAUUGUAUGGAGAUACCAAACUGUCAUUUUUAACUUAAAAAAAUCAAAAAGAUCCCUUCAGAGAACUGGGAGAGAGUUUUUGUUCUAUAGCAAUUUCUUUGGUGAUACUAAAAGAUUCAGAAUUUGUCAGACAUUUCUACAACCAGAAAAUAUUUUACAAGAUUUGUGUAAUUAAACAGUAAGAACUUUCUUAGAAACACAAACAGGAAGUAAUCAAACAGAUUAAAAAUAUGAAACAUAAGAAGAAAACAUCAAAAUUAAUGCUUUUGUUUGUGGCACAGUAAUAGGAGAGUGAAAGAUGUUUACACGUGCAGGUAAAUGACACACUAGUUGUAUAACCUUUAAAAAGGGACACAGAGGGUUAAUGACCCUCUAGUAAUGUUCAUAAAAGUUUCGCUUUCCAAUCAGGAUAAUUAAAUUCUUGUUUUGCUUUCAACCAGUAUUCUCUUUGUAGGACAAAAAAGUGCUUUUUAGCCACUGAGCAUUUUUAAUUAAUGAUACUUUGGUCUUUUCCCAAGAGCUGAGACAUACAGCACAAGUAGUAAGUCUUAAAGCAAAUCUAGAAGGAAACUGGUGAAACAAGCUGUUUUUACAGAACAGUCAUGUUAAAAUCUAAAUGUGCCAAUUGGUAUUCACACUGCCAAAAAAACAUACAGAGAUUGUGAUGUUCUUCAUUAACAGCCCAUUUUUACAACAUUACUGUCCAGCAUUUUAGGAGUGUGGAUAGGAGUGUCAUAACUAUGCAUUGCACUAAUAUGUAAAAUACUAUCAUAUUGAAAAAUUGGGAACAAAAAUUAAGUCUCCGUUGCACUUUUCAUAGUAUCUAAACGAUUAAAUCAGGUGAAAUAAACAGGUACCUUUUGAAGUGCAGACCGAGAUCCCUUUUUAGCAGUAAAUGUUAUAACAGUAUAACAUUUUUACUAAUUAAAAGAAAAUAUCUGGUAUUAAUUUUUAUAUUUUUGACAUCAUUUUUUGCUUUAUUUUUAUCACAGCUGGGGUGGUUGAAGGAUUUUUAAAAAUAUUUUGCACGUUUACGAUCAAAUACAAGCCAUCUAUCUGCAUGGUAAACUUUGUAGUGGGUCUGGGGGUUUAAUGUUGUUUGGAGCUCUACAUACUCUAUACAUUUUUGAAUUUCAAUGCCAGCAUUUUUAAAACCAAGCAACUUUUUGCUGUUCUCUGAUGUAAAUAAAAUGCAACUUUUGUUUUCCCUGAAUUGUUCCAUUACCACUUCUUUUAUUGUAAAAACAUGUAUAAGCUUGUUAUUAAGAAGUAAUACGAAAUGUUGGGCAGGAGUGAACGUGCUGAUGUAAAUAAUAUUUUAUGCUGCCCUUUUCACAAAGAUGUUCCUACAGUAUCUGUUUUCAUACUAAUUUUCAAUGGGUACUGCAUUACACAGCUCAGCAUUUUGUUUUAGCAGUUUUUCCCAUUUUUUUGUAUUGCUAUUAAAAGGCCAAUAGAUUUUAAGAGAUUUAAAAGAAAUAUUUAAAAAAGGAAAUUAUGUGGAAACUAAAUCCUCAGAUCUGGGUUCAGCAAAUUUAACCUUUUUUCCUGGGUGACGAGCACAACAGAAAUAUGGACCAGAUAAAAGAAAUUCACUGAGAUUUGAGGUUUUUCCUCAGAAUGCAUAGAGCCCUGUGUUGAAGCUGUUUAAAUUUUCUUUCUUGACAAAGUGUUCAGUAGAACCAAAUCCGGUAAUGUAGAUAACAACUUGCACACUUUUUAUUGUAUGUUAUGAUUCUGGGAAUAUCCACUUAUGAAGAAUCUACUGUGUAUUUCCAUAAAAUAAAAUCUGUUUGUGAAUCA
Lepisosteus oculatus (spotted gar) is the source of this 5242-nucleotide messenger RNA. RefSeq names its product adenosine deaminase RNA specific B1b (gene adarb1b). Gene Ontology annotation, cellular component: nucleolus; cytoplasm. Gene Ontology annotation, biological process: RNA processing; adenosine to inosine editing. Lineage: Eukaryota; Metazoa; Chordata; Actinopteri; Semionotiformes; Lepisosteidae. The record is from RefSeq and is a predicted model, not a curated record. Gene Ontology annotation, molecular function: double-stranded RNA binding; double-stranded RNA adenosine deaminase activity; tRNA-specific adenosine deaminase activity.